Molecule: messenger RNA, 391 nt
Organism: Paramecium octaurelia
Lineage: Eukaryota; Ciliophora; Oligohymenophorea; Peniculida; Parameciidae
Source: the annotation of a GenBank genome assembly
AUGAGCAAUAAAAGAUAAAGCAAUUCAUCUCAAUAAUAGCAACAAUAAAAAAAACCUAAUUUUAAUGACUAGCCAACAGUAAUUCCUACUAAAGAUGAUGAUAAAAAGAGUAUGAAUGGUAGUUAAGUUAACGAUUCUCAUGAUGGGAAUUAAUAAUAAUAAUAACAAUCAAAAUUUGAUCUUCCUUAGAUCCCUAAAUUUUAGAGUCUACCUCUAAGAGAUUAUUUUGACAAUAAAUUAAGUGCCAUUCUAUUGGAAGGAUUGAAGGAAAUUGGAAGAUAGAGGUAAUAUUUUGAAUUAUCAAUUAUAUAGACCUGAAAAUCCAAUUAGGUUUUUGGGAGAAUAUUUACUAGAGUAGGAUAAAUAAAAGUGAAUAUUUAUUAGAACAAUG